AUGAGUUCCAAAGUUACCGUCGAGUACCAUGAUCCCUCUGCUAUCUUCCCCCUGAUCUCGCGUGACCUGGCAUCCAGAUUGCCUCUGCGCAACCUGAACUGGAAGUCUCCUNCGAGACCUUUGCGCUCUAUCGGCGCUCUCCAUGUCGAGUUCGUCCCCGAUGCCCAAACCGAAGCCUCUGAAAGCGACAAGCUGCAGCGUGUAGACUCCUACGGUUCCAGAUCUGGUCCUCCUUCGGCCGCCAAAGAAAGACGACACCAGAUUCCAGGCCUGCGCCAGACUCCUUACCUCAGGAUCUUCCUUUUGCGAUGCGACGAUAAAGACACAUACAAGUCUUCUUCACGCCAGCUCCUUCGCGACUGGCUUAACGACGUCGCGCCANCCCCUCAGAGCUCCUCUGCUGUGAACCGAUCAGAGGACCACGAUGCUGCCGAAUGGCUUAUCCUACACGUAGUCAUUCCUGACACCAUCGCCGCUUCCGAGCCUCGCUGGACCGCUGCAUCCAACGACGAGUUGGUCGAGAGGCCGUCAAGCACAACCAAAUGGCCUGGCAAGAGCUCAAGGACUGUACUGGACAAGAUACGCGCCGACUUCACCGCUUCGAACAAGUCUGGUCCAGAGCGCAUCGCUCAAAUCAGGCUGCAGAAGAAGGAUGUUCCCNCACACCUUCUACCCCAGACGCCAGUCACCCAACCUUACAUUGAGAGCCCGCAAGAACAAGAGAAUGCCUGGCAGGACCUCAUUGCAAAGUUCAAGACUUUGAUCCUCAUGUCUUUCGAUCUGCGCGUGUUACAUUACGAGGAUGAUAUCCGCGAGAAAGACUCUCAACGUGCUCUGCCUGGCUGGAACUUUUGCACUUUCUUCACCUUGAAAGAAGGUCUAGCUCGUGGUUUUGAGAGUGUUGGCUUGGUCGAAGACGCUUUGGCAAUAUAUGAUGAGCUUUCGGCAGGCCUCGAAUCUGCUCUACGUGAUAACGAACCUGGUGCUGCCCAAGGCACGUUCCUUGGUGACCUUGGUGCUCACAAANACUCUCUCCUGGAGAUACUCAACACGCCAUUGGACGAUUCCAAGCUCGAAAAACUAACUCUACAGUUUCGAGAACUGUCCGACCAGCCCUUGGACCUGACUAACAAGGACUAUCGUGGGGAAAUUGUUUCGAGCACCAUAUCUCUCUUUGACUUCCGAUUAUACAUUUUUGCGAGGCAGAGAACACUCCUGCUUCGCCUGAGCGCUGGAAGUGGCAACCUUCAACAGGCUAGACCUUCCAGUGCCAGGGAAACUCCGAAAGAUGACAACUUGACCUUCGCUGCUGAAGUUUGUAAGAGGGCGGCUCUCUUCGCCGCUACCAAUGCUCGUGCUCUUCGCAACGGCCUUACCGAAGGGUACGGUCACAUCCUUGUGCAUCAUGUAGAUUCUUGUGUUGAUAGCUGUGUAGGUNAUAAAAUCAAUUCUCAUCUUUCAUCUCUUGUGGAAAACAUCGCUUCUUCCUGGACCUAUGCUGUGCUUGAACAGGUACUUGGCGAGACUGCAUCAAAGGACUUCCCCUUAUCCGGUGACAAGUCGUCAUUGCCACCGCAGAGUAAGACGCUGGGUGUCUACUCUAAGAAAGAGGCAGGCGGUAACUUCAACUUUCCUCAGGGAGCAAAUACUCACCCCACACGGUCAAGCUCUCUACAGCGCAGUGCGUCGUCCUCGUCACAAUUGACUCCACAGACAAUCUAUGAGAACGAACGAUACUCCAAGUCAAGCCCCAAUCCUCAGCAAGAUAGUAUGACCACGCAUGGAUCUGGCAUCGCCGUGCUUGCCUCUGGCCGAGCUCAGCUCUUCCUCAUGCAGCGGAAAAUCAUCGAAGCUCUUGCAAAGCAGAAAGGCUGGCUCUCAGGCUGGGCUGCAAUCAAAGCAACGCAAGCCCUGACUGACAUUGAUCUUGACGACAAAGAAGAAGUUGGAGCAGACGGAGAAGUGUCAAAUGAAUCAGCUGCACCAGCAGAUAUCGCCAAGAUUGCGACAAUGCUUCUGAAUACACCCAUGUCGGCUGCGCUAGCCUCUCUGGAAGAUUUCAGAGCUGCCUAUGAACAACUGAGCACGCUUGCGGCGUCACAUUUCGCAACAGCGAACCACACCAAAUCUGCAGACUCUGUUCUGUGUGAUCUUGCCAUACUAAACUACCAACUUGGUGAUGUCGCUCAGGCAGCCACCUAUUUUCAGCGAUCAUCUUCAACCUUUUCCAAGACGAGUUGGUCGUACGUUCAUGCGGAGAUGUUGAGGAUAUACGCAAAGUGUCUAAAAGAUCUGCACCGACGCGACGAAUACAUGAGAGUGAUGCUAAAUCUGCUGAGUAAGGUUGUUACACAUCGCACGACGAGGGCAUUACCCAGACUAGACAGCUCCUCUGCAUGGCUUGAUGAAGAGACCGUUGAUGUUGGUGGUGUUCUUGGAGAGCUAGUGAGCUUCUCAGACGAACUACCCUACAACUUCACCACCUCAAUGUCUGAUUUCUUUGCUGGAAUCGACGUUGGUGCAGAGAUCAUACUGCGUCCAGAUCAGGACGGGUUCGGGUUGAAUGUUCGCUUCAAGCAUCUCCUGGAUGAUGACCUGAAAAUCGAUCGUGUCAGACUUCGACUGGUACUAGCAAGCGACGCUAGCCAGGAGAUACUCUUGCAGAGUGAUGGCCCUCUGGAAUUGAAGCGAGGUCUUACCAAACUCCAAGUUCACUCAAAUGUCACGACGUAUGGGCACUAUCUGAUCGACAAACUGAUACUAGAGUCCAGGAAACUACAUUUCUCACACGACUUCCAGCCAAAACCACAGACGACACCGCUAGGCAUCACUAACGCCAACAUAUCUGAGAGAAGAUCCAGCAUAAGUGGGCCAUCGCUACUGGUCUAUCCUCAUGGCGAGUCUCUGGAAGCUCGAGCAGGACUGGCCAACGAGAUACAUAUCGACAAAAUUCGAUCCAUCGUGCUCACGAUUCUGACAGGGCGCAACAAGACCGAGAGUCUCGAUCUGCGGCUGAAGUCUGCCUCUGCUGGGCUGAGGCUACACACUGCAGAUGCUGCAAUCCUAGAGAGCGACCACGGCCAGCUAGACACAUCACAGGCUGGCAUGCUCAAACUUGGUGCUGUAGAAGCAGGAGUCGAGGUGAAAGUUCGAGUGCCUUACAGUACAGAACGUAGCCUUGACGAGCUUACGGUCAAGCUGGAGGCGAGUUACCAGACCAGUCACGGCACAUUUUCGUACCUCCGCACUUCAGCGAUCCCAGCAGCGCUGCCUCUGGAUGUGGAUGUUAAUGACAUCUUCAAGUCUCAGGCACUGUUCUCGCGAUUCGGUAUUAGAACGACGAACGCGGUCCCACUGGAAAUCACGAAUGUGCGAAUAGACGAGUCGCAAACAUAUGAAGUGAAGGCCCUACCUUGCCCUCUACCGUUGACUGUGUUCGACAAACAGCCGGCCAGCCUGACCUACAAGAUUACAAGAAAGGAAGUCGAGGGAAGCAAACUAAACAAAAAGGAAGCUGCAUUGGCACUAACGAUUGAGUACACACGCUCAGACGAGGCCAUUUUCGAGAAGCUUGGCAGUUUGCUGGAAACGGCAGUAGCGAACAGCCCUUUUGCGCCUUUGCGGCGCUUGCUCGUGCCUACCUUGUUGAACAGAGCUAGAUCUUAUGCACCACCCCAGCACCUUGAACAGGCUGUGCUGCUCAACGAGUUCCAAGUGCCUUCGUACGAGACAACGGGCUGGGGAAAGAUUGUUGCCAGUCUCACGUCUGAUAAGCGACAAGGUCUAGACGAGUGGUUGCAGGAGUGGCACUCGGUAAGUACCAUAUCGUGUUCAGCAAACAAUCGACCCAUGCUAAUCUUUCGUGCAGNNAACAAUCAGAAGCUCAUUCUUGAUAAGACUGCGGCAGCUUCCCUGUCAAGAAAGAUCACGCUCUCGGUCGAAGUCCCAACAGUGGAUGUCCUGCAUAGCGUCACUCUGCAACUGGACAAAGAUGACUCUACCAAAUCAGUCAUUAUCGGUCGUCCGCUACCAGCCACUCUUUCCAUCAAACAUACAACACGCUGGGCCAAUGCAGAAUUGACAUCAGAUACAUCUCUUACAUUUUCAUAUACCAUCGAUGCUCCUGUGGACGGUCCAUGGCUCGUUGCUGGACCCAAGCGCUCACGUUUCCUCUACAAGCAUAACGAAGAAGAGACCAAAAUCUCUCUCGUGCUGGUGCCCCUGAGACCAGGCAUGCACCUUCUGCCUUCUGUGGACAUACAAUCAGUCGCCACAUCUGUUGACAAUUCCGAGUCGAGCGGCCCGUCGAGGUUGCUCAGCCCAGGACAGGCUGGUGGUCCUGUCGAAGAAGGGCCAGCACAGCCCCUGAUCAGCUGCGAGACUGACUACCACAAUUCUGGCGAGACUGUGCUAGUGUUGCGAGAAGCGAGGACGACAACAGUAACUGUGAGGGAACGUGAUCUGAUGCCAGCACUGCAGAGAAUACCUACUGCUACUGAGUCGGUAAGGGCAAGUGUUGACAGCACUCGAACAUCCAGACUGCAGUAA
Molecule: messenger RNA, 4548 nt
Organism: Aureobasidium uvarum
Lineage: Eukaryota; Fungi; Ascomycota; Dothideomycetes; Dothideales; Saccotheciaceae
Source: the annotation of a GenBank genome assembly